Alosa sapidissima (American shad) is the source of this 2905-nucleotide messenger RNA. It is a transcript of the gene pkmyt1, whose product is annotated as protein kinase, membrane associated tyrosine/threonine 1. Lineage: Eukaryota; Metazoa; Chordata; Actinopteri; Clupeiformes; Clupeidae. Gene Ontology annotation, molecular function: ATP binding; protein kinase activity. Gene Ontology annotation, biological process: protein phosphorylation. The record is from RefSeq and is a predicted model, not a curated record. The transcript is spliced from 8 exons. The coding region runs from base 577 to 2478 and encodes 633 amino acids.
UUGGCGCGAGGGGAAAAUGUUUGAAAGAAAUGUAAACGCGCGAGCAGUAUAAUAACAUCAACUGGUAGGACGGCGUCGUUCACUGGUUUCCCACAGAAGAGGAUCGCGAAAUCUAAAUAGGACAUCUGAAAAUAUGCAACAGACUUGUCAGUGUCAGCUGUCAGAACUUUAUUUGGCCAAACUGAACGCGUUGUGCAAAGUGAUGGUAUGCUCUCAAAGCUAAUGUAACUUAUAGCAUAUCGCUAAGCUUCAGGGUGGUUCGUAACUUUACCUUUAACGUUAACGUACAAAGUGCUAACUACAAAAAAAUCUUCGAUUUGAAUGUCGUGAUUUUAAGAGGAUAGUCACUCUAAUUCCACUGCAGAAAGGCUUACUCACUACAUAUCACGGACCUAUCGCCAAGUGUGACUCAACCUGGGGAAGCAUUUUGCAUCGACCUACCACACGUAUUUAUCUCUGACAGAUGCCUUCUUUAUCUUUCUCCAUUGGCAUAUUUUUACAAGACACUUUUGGACCUAUAUCUUAUUUUUUGUUAUUUUAAUAAAAACCAGAAAACCUCACCAUCCCUGCAUUAUUAUGUCUGUCACCAUGGAAACCAACGUGGCCACCACCCCUCUACCCAUCCCGGUCCACUUCUCCCACGCCCAGCAGUCCUUCUCUCUGAAGAGGAGAAGGUUCCCGUUCUCUGUGCCCUCCUCCGCUGCCCUUGCUUCCCCCUCCCGUCUCUCCAGCUCUUUGCCACCACGGCCCCCCUCCAAAGGGUGCCCCCCCGUCAGUCGCUUGUUCCCACAGGAACUCCCUUCGGCCUGGACCCCGCUGUCGCGCUCACUGAUCGCCAAGCCCCCUCCACCCUCAGUCUAUGACCCCAUGCGACAUCAGUCCUUUUUCAGUCAGUGUUUCACCAACCUGGGCCUGUUGGGUCGAGGCUCUUUCGGGGAAGUGUAUAAGGUGCUGAGUCUUCUUGACGGGUGUCAGUAUGCAGUGAAGCGUUCCGUGCAGCGGUUCCGUAACGGCAGCGACCGUGCGCGAUGCUUGCGUGAGGCGCGGAACCAUGAGCGGCUGGGGCGGCACCCCCACGUGCUGGGCUUCGUGGCGGCCUGGGAGGAGGGCGGGCGCCUAUACAUCCAGACGGAGCUCUGCUGCACCAACCUGCUGCUGCACGUGGAGGACCUACCCAGCAGCCCUGACGAGGGGACAGUGUGGGGUUACCUGUGCGACCUCCUCUCGGCUCUGCGUCACCUGCACACCGACGGCUUCACCCACAUGGACCUGAAGCCCGCCAACGUGUUCAUCACGCACUCCGGACGCCUCAAACUGGGCGACUUCGGCCUGCUGCUGGAGAGAGGCACGGGCGGUGGAGGGCGAGGCAAAGUGGGGGGCCGAGACGGAGACCUCUCUGAGACGGAGAAGGAGGACAUGCAGGAGGGGGACCCCAGGUACAUGGCCCCAGAGCUGCUCAGGGGCCAAUACGGCCCGGCCGCAGACAUCUUCAGUCUUGGGGUGUCCAUACUCGAGUUGGCCUGCAAUAUGGAGGUUCCCAAGGGAGGAGAGGGUUGGCAGCAGCUUCGCCAAGGCAUUCUGCCCUCCGAAUUUACCAACGGCCUGUCCCCUGAGCUGCAGCGCGUGCUGCGUCUGAUGCUGGCCCCGGAGGCCUGCAGGCGGCCCUCAGCGGAGCAGCUGCUGGCGCUGCCGUCUGUCCGCAAGCACAGCUGGAGACGCCACAUCUGCCUGCUGCUGCACGAGAGCCUGCACACACUCCUCUCCUACUCACAGUCGGUGGUGUCUGUAGGCUGGGGCCUCCUGUCCUCUCUCAAUCUGCCCUUCCUGCCCCGCUGCACCCCCCCAGCCCCCUGCACCCCCCCGAGGGACAGCUGGGAGAAGGAGGGGGACGUGAGCACCCUGCCGCCCAGCCCCCCCACGCCCCCCAGCGUGCUCCACCACUCCGGGGCAGAGUCCGUGUUCCUGGGGGAGGAGUCCGCGGUUCUGCCCGUGCCGCCACGCUUCCACGACUCCCCUUCAGACAGGCUCCCAUCUCGGAUCUCGUUCGGCAGCACGUCCACGCCGCUGUCUGCCCCCUCCACCAGAGCCGACGGCAGCCCUCUGCACUCUACGCAGACGCAGAGCCGCGAUUGGCUGACCACGCUGGAGAACCUGGCUUACACUCCGCCCAGCUCUCGCUCUAGAGCGUCGCCGGUUUUGAGACUGGACGGCGCCGCCGACACCACCACCUCGGCCACCUGCACGUCGGGCUUCAGCCCCAUAAGCCUCCACCACAGCAGCCUGAACCGCAGCCAGCGGCUGCUGUCCUCUCGGACCUUGGACCAGAACAGCCCGCCACACACGCCGUGUUCCACGCGGUCACUCUCGCGCUCGGUUUUACGCUGCGGCGAGACGGAGUGGGCCGUAGGGGAGGAGUCUUUCAACAAGCGCAGCUUUGAGCCCAAGAACCUCCUGACGAUGUUCGACGACGCCGUGUAGAGAGAGAGAGAGAGAGAGAGAGAGAGAGAGAGAGAGAGAGAGAGAGUGAGUGUGUGUGUGUAAGGGAGAGACUGGUGUGCGAGUAAGAGAGGGAGCGAUAGCUGCUUUAUGUGUUAGAUACUAUUGUGUGUGUGUUGUCACUGCCUAUUUUGCUUGAAUAUGUGUACCUGAAUACUGCCAGAGUAAAGGUUGGAAUCUAUGUACAUAGUUAUUUAAAAUGGAAAGGAAAAAUAUGUGUGCUUUAUUGCUUUUUGAACAAGUGUUAUUGAGACAGAGUGCUUUAUGUCUAUUGUUGGAGUUUUCCAGUGGAUUUUUUUUUGCCCUUAUUUUAAAUUGUUGUGUUGUUGAGUGCAGAUUGUAUGACUGGGGGGAAAAUUAAACAAAGUGCAGGUGGUUCUAGAAUUCCAUCUAGCGACUUUGCUGCUCA